Molecule: messenger RNA, 1589 nt
Organism: Pyrus x bretschneideri (Chinese white pear)
Lineage: Eukaryota; Viridiplantae; Streptophyta; Magnoliopsida; Rosales; Rosaceae
Product: homeobox-leucine zipper protein HAT22-like
Exons: 3
Coding region: 320-1231 (303 amino acids)
Biological process (GO): regulation of DNA-templated transcription
Molecular function (GO): sequence-specific DNA binding; DNA-binding transcription factor activity, RNA polymerase II-specific
Source: RefSeq, a predicted model, not a curated record
AUACCUUCUAUACACAUCAACUGUAUCGAGACGUAUAUAGACAUUAGAGUAGUAGAUAAUUUGUUUGUGAUAUUGGUCAACCUAUGAGGACAAAGAGACAUGGGGUCGAUCUAAUUGUUAUAAUUCCACAAAACCAUAUUCGUCACUCACUUUCCUUCCUUUGCUUAAAUAAUCCGAUCCCCACAGCCCUACUACUCCAACUCUCCCUCCUAAAAAAAAUACCAUAUUCUUUUGCCUCCACGCUCAGACUUUUUUUUUUAUAUAAAUAUUUUGUAAUUAAUUUGUUGCUACAACAACAAUAAUAUUAUUAGAGAGAUCGAUGGGUUUUGAUCAUGAAGCUUGUAACACUGGCCUUGGACUCAGCCUAGGUUGUCAAGGUAAUCCAGAUCAUCGUACAAAUUUGCAGGCCUUCGAUCUCGAUCACCAAAAGAAGAAGAAAAUACAGUUGAAAUAUGAUCACCUAUUGCCGGCUCUAACCCUAGGUCCAUCGUCCGGGGCUAAGAUCGAGGCCGCCAAAUCGGAUGAUCAUUUGCACCAAGUAGUAUAUGUGCAAGCACAAGAACAGGCCUCUUCUCCCUGCAGCGGCGCCGUUUCUUCGUUCUCCAACUCAUCUAGUUUCAAGAGGGACAGAGGUUUGGGUGUUGAAGAGAUAGAGGGAGAGGUAGAAGAAGAGAGAGUAGUGAAUAUCACUACUUCAUCAAGAGUAAGCGACGAAUUAUAUGAUCAAGAUCAAGAUCACGAAGGCAGUCCUAGAAAGAAACUCAGACUUACAAAAGAACAAUCCGCCACUUUAGAGGACACCUUCAGAGAGCACACUACUCUCAAUCCAAAACAAAAACAAGAACUGGCAAGAAAGCUAAACUUACGCCCACGACAAGUUGAAGUCUGGUUCCAAAACAGGAGGGCUAGGACCAAGCUGAAGCAAACGGAAGCAGAGUGCGAGUUGUUGAAGCAAUGUUGUGAAACAUUGAAGGAAGAGAACAGAAGGCUACACAAGGAGCUGCAAGAGCUCAAAUUAAUGAAACAAACAGCAACAGCAGCAGCACCCUUUUACAUGCAGUUUCCAACUGCCACUCUCACCAUGUGUCCCUCCUGUGAGAAAAUCUGCAACGUCGGCGAUCAUCAUAAUCAUAAUCACAACGAGUCAUCGACAAGUCCAUUUUUAGUCGGGUCGAAUAAGACUCACUUGAUCUUCAACCCCUACAGUACUCAUCCAUCUACAGCUUGCUAGCUAUAGUGUGCUGCCAAAUUAAUUAAGGCCAGAUUAUCACUAGCCUUUUUUUUUUUUUUUUUUAUAUAUAUGAAUGCAGCAUGCAUAGUUCGAUUUAAUUUGUACAGAAUGAAGUUUAACCGUAGAGGUUAAGUAAUUUCUGUCUCUUAUUUACGAAUAUUAUUGUGUGCAUGUAUAUGUUAUUAUAUUUUGCGAUUUUAGCUAGUCUCUCCUCAUGUCAAGGAUGUUUUUGUUUUCUUGCGUCUUGUCCAUUGCGUCUUUUCCAAUGACAAAUCUAGCUAGGUUUACUUUGUACGUAAUGUCACUGUUAUGGCAUGGGCAAUUUGUGGAUCAUAAUUAACAAUAUGGUUUAAUAUGA